Messenger RNA from Pantherophis guttatus, 6360 nucleotides. RefSeq lists its product as uncharacterized. NCBI's taxonomy places the organism in Eukaryota, Metazoa, Chordata, Lepidosauria, Squamata, Colubridae. The record is from RefSeq and is a predicted model, not a curated record.
AAAUUUUUUCUCUUUAUUUUUAAAGUUUUGAUGGACAAAACUUUCAAAACUGUUUCCAGUCUCCAACUCUGCUUAUUUUAAAAAAAAACCCUACCUGAUCAGAAUUAACUGCUAAAAAAUCCUAACUGCUCCCACUUAUGACUGCAACUUUGUUGCUUGUAUCCAGGGUGGAUUUGAUUUAAAUCAACUCGAUUUAAAUCAUAAUUUUUAAAGAGCAACUGUCAUCUCUGCUACUCCUUUGACCACUGUUGACUCACCGAUAGUCCCAGUGUUGCAGAAUAUACAGCCUCGUGUUACAUAACGAGGCUCCACUUCAUGCUGAAUAAACUAAAUUAUUUAUGUAUCUUAAAUAGAAAACUAUCAUAUGAUAGAUUUUUACCCCAAAAGUUUUUUAUUAAAAUAAAUUAGAUAAAAAUCAAAAAAAUCCGAUUUAAAUAAAAUCCAAUUUUUUUAUUUUUUAAAAAAAAAUCAUUUAUCCACCCUGCUUGUAUCCUUAUGAUUUAUAUUGAUAUUGAUGGUUUCCUAGUAUGAUUUGAUUGCUUAUUGCAACCUAUGACCAUCACUUAAUUGUUGUACCUAUGUAUCAUGUCUUUUUAUGUACACUGAGAAUAUAUGCACCAAAGACAAAUUCCUUGUGUGUCCAAUCACACUUGGCCAAUAAAGAAUUCUAUUCUUUUCUAUUCUAUUAUAAACUUGUGCCUAAAUAAUCUCCAGAUUGCAAAAUUUAAUUAAGGUAAAUAUAUCUUCCUUAGUUUAGGAACAAAUGCAUUCUUCCCUUGAAUAAUCACCCAUAGUUCUAAUUAAAUUUAUAUAAAUGGAGGGAUGUAUUCAACAGGGACACCUGGAGAGUUUGUGCUCUCUCAGCUCUGUCCAUGUGGCGUAUGGGAGCGUAGGCUUCUGUCCUAUGACGUAUGGUCCCCUUCCACACUGUUGGAGAGCAAGCUGGACCUCCGUGGUCUGCAGCCUGCAUAUUCCUACUGCUUCUCUGAGUCUUAUGGCUGUGACAGAGGAGAUAAACCAUGCAGGAGACAAUUCUAUUUGCAUCUUCUCCUGUCCUUAUUCAAUGCCUGGGAUGUCCAGCCUUGGCCAUCUUUAAGAAUUAUGGAUUUCUGGCAGUUGGAAGUCCACAAGUCUUAAAAUUGUCAAAGUCGAACACUCCUGUUCUAUGUUUUGCUUCGUGUUCCAUGUUAAUCUGUUUUUUUUUUAAAUUUUCCCUUGCUUUACCAGCCCAGCAGUUAAGGCGGCCAAUCGAUGAAGAGGAACAGAUUCCACUGGGCUCUCAGGUUGGGUCACCAGAUGGCAAUGAGGUUUUUGUUGAGCCACCUCCAAAGAGGAUGAAAGCUGGACCAGAGGCCACCUUUACACCCACGGUGGCGGGACUUGAGAGUCAAGGGCCUGAAAUGGAUGACCAGAUGAAAAGGAUGAUUUCAGAGGCCAUAGCACAGGGCAUCGCUGCAGGCCUACAACAGAAACGUCAGGCUGCUCCUGUGGCACCUGAAACUCCCCUACAUCAAGACCAACAUAUGGCAUCCCAGCAUCAAAAAGAUUUGGCGAUGUUCCAAGGGUCCCCCUCAACCCCUUCCUCCAUGCAGAGCAAGUUAUCGCUCUCAGGAGAUGAGGACUAUGAGGGGACGGAUCAACAGCCCAAGGCCUUCACACGUCUCUUUCGCCCAGCGCUCUUUAAAUCUUUAUUAUUUAAGGCCAAAGCCUCAGCGCAACUGGGAACUGACCCAGCUACAAAGGAGUCGGCAUUGGACCCGAGUAAGUUGCUCUUUUCAGAGCUAACCGCAGAGAUUGAGGAAAUCCCAUCACCUAAACUAUUUCAGGAUGUGGUCCAAAGGCAAUGGGUCCAACUAGGGGCAUCCCCUUCCCCAAGCUUGGUGGACAAAACAUUUUAUAAUAUGGCCCAGGAUUUCAUGGAAACACUGGACCCACCAACUGUAGAUGAUCCAGUGUUGGCCUUAACACCCUCCACCCUCCUGUCUAAUGAUGAUGCUCUGAAGCCAGAGGAUAAGAGGGGGGAAUAUGCCCUCCGCAAUAUGCAUCAGGCAGCUGCCUGGGCAAUCAAAGCAUCUACAGCCGCCUCAUUCUUCAACAGGGCCUCAUUGCUCUGGCUCCGCCAGAUGCAAGCGAGGGUUCCCCCUAGUGACCUCCACUUACACCAGGACAUUAACAAACUGAUAGCGGCUAUGGAAUUCUCGGCAGAUGCCACCUUGGAUACUGCCAAAUUUGCUUCUAGGGCCAUUUCCUCUUCGGUGGUGGCCCGUCGCCUACUGUGGCUUCACCAAUGGCAGGCGGACAUGAAGUAUAAGUGGAAACUAGCCUCUGCUCCCUUCAAGGGUAGCAAGCUGUUUGGAGAGGCCCUGGAGCCCAUUCUAGUGGAGACCAAGGACGGGAAAAAGGUCUUGCCUUCUCUAUACAGACGGGAUAACAGCCGCGUCUCGCCUUAUUUCCAUAGGCCUUCCUUUCAGCCCACAGACACGGGGUUUGACGCCCCUCAACCCCAGAGGGCAUACGCCCCCAGACAAAACCAACAACCGGACAGAUCCGGGUUCAGGAGCAGAAAUAGACAACAAUUCCAAGGCAAGCAACAAUUUCAUGGCACAGGCAACCGUCCCUUUUACCACUCCAAGUAAUGGCAGAUCCCAACCCUCCCAUUGGCAGACCCGAGUUUCCUCACCUUCUGUCCUGGUAGCCCUCUCCAUAAGAGAGGACCUUUGUAUAUUUCACCAAAAUAUGGUGGUCCUAUAACUAGACUCUGAUAGGGACGCGGUGGCUCAUUGGCUAAUAAUUAUUAAUACAUUAAAUUUAAUUGGAACUUGUGUUGUCUUGAUCUUUCACGCCUGACAGAAACUAGCCAUUAGUGUUUGUCAUCUGUGCUUCAUAAUAUAGGUUGGUUUUGUAUUUUGUUUUUUUUUUGAUUACAAGCAUUUUUAAUAAUUUGUAAGCCACCCAGAGCCCCUGGGAGUUGGGAGGUAUAAAAAUGAUCAUAGAAAAUAGAAUCGUAGUAAUAGAAAAUCUAUGAACUGACAACAUUUUUUUUGUCAUAUUACAAAAAAAACCACACUGCUUGGAGGGGACGCGGUGGCUCAGUGGCUAAGACGCUGAGCUUGUCGAUCGAAAGGUCGGCAGUUCAGCGGUUCGAAUCCCUAGUGCCGCGUAACGGGGUGAGCUCCCGUUCCUUGUCCCAGCUUCUGCCAACCUAGCAGUUCGAAAGCACAUUAAAAAAAUGCAAGUAGAAAAAUAGGGACCACCUUUGGUGGGAAGGUAACAGUGUUCCGUGCGCCUUUGGUGUUUAGUCAUGCCGGCCAAAUGACCACGGAGAUGUCUUCAGACAGCGCUGGCUCUUCUGGCUUUGAAACGGAGAUGAGCCCCGCCCCCUAGAGUCGGGAACAAUUAGCACAUAUGUGCAAGGGGAACCUUUACCUUAUGGCUAGAGCCCACCUUUCUUCCCAAAGUGAACUGUUCGUUCCACAGGGCACAGGAAAUAGUCUUACCAGAUUUCUGCCCAAACCCAAACCACAACCUGGAGAAAAAGUGGCACUUCUUGGACGUUAGGAGGGCUACCCGUAUCUAUUUAAAGAGAAAGACUGUCAGUCCGACCUAGCACAUUGGGCAGCAAGAUCACACCAUCAACCAUAGGCUGGUGGAUACGGGUAUGCAUCGCCAAGGCUUACGAGAUCCAGGCGCUCCAGUUUCCCAGGCGAGUGACAGCUCAUUCAACUAGAAGCGCAGCCACGAAGGUUGCAUGGAAUACACAGGCCUCUCUUGACAUUUGUAGGGCAGCGAUGUGGUCUAUGCCCAUCCCCGUUCAUACGACAGUACAAGUUGGAUGUGUUGUAGUCUGCUGGUGGCAUGUGGAGCUGGCAGCAGAGUCGGACAGUGAGGAGGCUGGGGAGGAACGGGGGCCAGUCCUGGAGUCGGGAAGGCCCGUACAAGGGCUCUGUUUCGGAGGCAGAGAUGGGGCCAGGGCCAUCUGGGAGUUAUGUGCGGACUAGACAUACUCAAUUCCUGCAACGUUUUAGCCUCCAGCCCCUAAUCAUCUUGGUUACUCUUUGCACUCUUUCCAGAGUCUCUUCACAUCUCUAGUGGAAAUCUCCGAGGUGUCUUUUUCACAUGUAUAGCUGCCAUCCAGCUUUUGCAUGUAUGUUCCAUGAUGAACAUACAUGCAAGAGGAGGUGAGGAACUAGUAAAUGAAAAUGUUGGGAGGCCAAGGAGAAGUAGUUAUUAGUUGCAAAGUCGUGUCUGACCUAUUGCGACCCCAUAGACAAUGUUCCUCCAGGCCUUCCUGUCCUCUACCAUCCUCGAGUCCAUUUAAGCUUACGCCAACUGCUUCAGUGACUCCAUCCAGCCCCCUCAUUCUCUGUCGUCCCAUUCUUUUGCCCUCAAUUGUUCCCGGCAUUAGGCUCUUCUCCAGUGAGUCCCAUAAGACAUAAAGAAGGAGCGAAGGCAGGUGAGCCCUUUGCAGGAAGCAACUUUGUUCGUUCUGGUUGGUUUAAAUUUUGAAGCUCUGUUUUGACCCUGUGCUCUGUGUGGCCUUGCAAAGUUAAUUGCCAAUUAGGUCUUGGCAGUGUGUCAAGGGAGAUGCUGGGUGCUUAUCACUAUUAUCACGAAGAACUGUGGCAGAUUUCUGUUGGACUCUUUACAAUUAUUUGGGACUCCUGUGAAUGGACAGACUGGGAAUGAACAGGCUCUGAAUGAGCAGAAUUCGCAGCCGUGGAAAUAAAAAGAGGUUUUUGGGACUUGUGUGCUUUUAUUGUAUCAGGAAGACUAGGUCAGAACAGGAUGUCUUCGUCUCCUCUGAAGCAGCCUUUGGCAGAUGAGUACUUCAAAAAAAAGUGCAUACAGAAUUGGGGACUUGGGACCAGACUGCUACCCAACCUUAGGACAGUCGGCUUUGGUAUGUCCCUUUCCUUGGAUUCUCGACUCUUACCUGACACGCUCCUUUUCGGUGUGCUGAGAGAAAAUACCAACACCCCAACUCCAACCCCGCGCCCGGCGACCAUCUGGUCUUGAGUCCAGGAGUGUUCAGAAUCGGCACCGAGAAAAACUUCCAAGUCAAUCGCUACUACGCCUUCAUCAAAACUGGGCAUGCUCAGGCAGAGGAGGCGGGACCAAAGGCCUGAUUGACUCUUCCUCCAGCACAGGAAGCAGCGUUAAGUUAAGGCAGCCUUCUGGUUUGGCUGAAUUAUGCUGCUGCUGCAGGAACAUCCUACGCAUCUCCUGACCCUUGAGGACACAUUGCUAUUCUGACCAGUUUCAGAUGAUGGCCAGGGUUCAAUGCUGUGAAUCUAUAAUCUGGUUCAAAAGCAGAAGCAGGCUUUUGAAAGCCCAACCAGGAAGAUGACUGUGGCAGCUCAGUCUUGAAAUGGUGGGAGAAAUCCCUGUCUGCAAAGCUGGCUGAGGAAUUCUGGGAGUUGAGUUCCACAAGUCUUAAAGUUGCCAAGGUUAUUUGAAAGGAGGGAAAAACUCGUGAAAGCACCAGCUGUUCUCAGUAUUGCUGUGGAAGAGAAACUACUUGGACAGGCUUGGAGGAAUGAAAAUGUUAGACCAAGCAACAUCAGAUAGGAAGUCUGGCGUUAAGGAACCAGCCAGAGCACAAGACAACGCAAAGCCACGCAGGUUGGGAAGAUGCAGAGAGUCCUGGCCCAUAGAAUGGCCAAGAGUUUGACAUGACUGAAUGGAUAACAUCAACUCUUGUGCAACGUAGACUGCAGCAGCAUUUAUAAUGUUGGUUAUAAAACAAAACUGCACCUGCGAUUGGUACUUCUAUUGGUAACAGUACAAACUUGGGAGUUAUUGGGAGAUUUUUUGGUUUGCCAUGAGAACCUGUUCACUUUAUUUUGUAAAUGAAUAUCUAUUAUUGAACAUCAGUGAACCUAUAAAUUUGAAUUCAGCUGAGCUACGCUUUACCAAGCCCUGCUUAGCCAAAUUUUGGGGAUUCUGUUUGAGGCCACUGCUGUGGUUGGGGGCUUAAGGAUGUUAGAGGAGCUGUUAAAUGAAGAACAGAGCAAUAACCAUAUUGAAUUCUACGGUAUAGUGCAAUACCGGGUUUUCAAUUUCAAUUACAUAGAAUGUAAAGGAUGUAGGUUUGUGUUUUUAUUUUUAUAGUUCUAAUGUACACUGAAGAUGGCAUUUAAUUUCAUUGUACCAUGUGCAAUGAUAAUAAAGUAAACAACUAAACUUUUAACAGGAGGAACAUAAUCCUGAAUUCUUUUGCUUUUGUCAGUCCUUUUUAUACAGUAUAUUAUUGGAACUUGAUAAUUUGAGUAUUUGCGUUUUCCCCUCUUAACAUUGGUUUAUGGUUUUGCAAAUCUUUAUGUAUUUACACAUGUAUGUAUUAAAGACUAGUACCAAUCA